AUGGCUCAGUACAAGGGCGCCGCGAGCGAGGCAGCCCGUGCCUUGCACCUGAUGAAGAAGCGAGAGAAGCAGCGCACGCAAAUGGAAGAGUUGAAGCAGCGGAUAGCAGCAGAGAACAGAAUACAAUCCAGCGUCGACAAGAAGUUCUCUACACACUACGAUGCCGUGGAGGCAGAACUCCAGUCCAGCACUGUGGGUCUCGUGACCCUGAAUGACAUGAAGGCCAAGCAGGAAGCCCUAGUGAAGGAACGAGAGAAGCAGCUGGCCAAGAAGGAGCAGCCCAAGCAGCUACAGCUGAAACUGGAGAAGCUGCGGGAGAAGGAGCGCAAGGAGGAGGCCAAGCGCAAGAUCUCUGGUCUGUCCUUCACCCUGGAGGAAGAGGAGGGAGCCGUACAUGAGGAGGAGCUGGAAAUGGAACAGCUCACCACAAAGAGGAGGAAGUUAGGGAAGAAUCCAGAUGUGGACACGAGCUUUUUGCCUGACCGAGAGCGUGAGGAGCAGGAGAACCGGCUGCGGGAAGAGUUGCGGCAGGAGUGGGAAGCCAAGCAGGGAAAGAUCAAGAGUGAGGAGAUUGAAAUCACUUUCAGCUAUUGGGAUGGCUCUGGGCACCGGCGCACGGUCAGGAUCAAGAAGGGCAACACGACGCAGCAGUUCCUGCAGAAGGCACUGGAGAUCCUGAGGAAGGACUUCCGUGAGCUCAGGUCGGCUGGCGUGGAGCAGCUCAUGUUCAUCAAGGAGGAUCUGAUCAUCCCCCAUCAUCACACCUUCUAUCAUUUCAUUGUCACCAAGGCCCGAGGAAAGAGUGGGCCGCUCUUUAACUUCGACGUGCACGAUGAUGUGCGACUGCUCAGUGAUGCCACCGUGGAGAAGGACGAGUCGCAUGCUGGCAAGGUGGUGCUGAGGAGUUGGUACGAGAGGAACAAGCACAUCUUCCCUGCCAGCCGCUGGGAGCCCUACGACCCAGAGAAGAAGUGGGACAAGUACACGAUCCGCUGAGGGAGGAGCUGUGUGGCUUCAGCUGGCCCAGG
This is a messenger RNA of Ochotona curzoniae (black-lipped pika), 1028 nucleotides long. RefSeq names its product protein FAM50A-like. The record is from RefSeq and is a predicted model, not a curated record. Gene Ontology annotation, biological process: chromatin organization. The coding region runs from base 1 to 996 and encodes 331 amino acids. NCBI's taxonomy places the organism in Eukaryota, Metazoa, Chordata, Mammalia, Lagomorpha, Ochotonidae. Gene Ontology annotation, cellular component: nucleus. The transcript has a single exon.